Cucurbita moschata (crookneck pumpkin) is the source of this 1127-nucleotide messenger RNA. Its product is annotated as stromal cell-derived factor 2-like protein. The record is from RefSeq and is a predicted model, not a curated record. The transcript is spliced from 6 exons. NCBI's taxonomy places the organism in Eukaryota, Viridiplantae, Streptophyta, Magnoliopsida, Cucurbitales, Cucurbitaceae. Bases 279 to 929 code for a protein of 216 amino acids.
AAAAAAACAAAUUGGAUUAUUUCUUUAAAUCCAAUUCUCAGUUCUACCGGUAGAACUCAGAAUUGAAAUCGCAGAAUCGCCGUCGGGUUUUUGGCGAAUUCUUCCGAUCAACCGUGGCUUCUUCAGGAUCCUCAGGUCUGUCUCGGAGAAAACAAUCGGCUUCCGCUUCUACUCCGCCGUCAGCGCCGACGAGGAUCGUCUACAGAGAGAGAGUUCCGCCGUCGCAUCCCGAUUUGCCUUUCUGGCAGCGUAACUGGUUCAUUGCCUUGCUUUUCGUUAUGGCCAUCGGUUUCUUCUCUCUUGCGAUUUUUCUCUUCCUCGGUCUCGAUCUUCACCAGGGCUCCCCGUCGUCCGCAUCUGCUGCGUCCUCCGAGGGCGUUGAGAUUACUUAUGGAACAGUUCUAAAGCUAAUGCACGAGAAAACUAAAUUCCGUUUGCAUUCCCAUGACGUGCCUUAUGGUUCUGGAAGUGGACAACAGUCGGUCACCGGGUAUCCAAAUGUUGAUGAUGCCAAUAGCUACUGGAUAGUAAGACCUGAACUUGGGACAUCAGCGAAACAGGGCGACCCCAUUAAAAGUGGGACAAUUAUCAGAUUUCAACACAUGGGGACAAGGAAAUGGCUUCACAGCCACUUGCAUGCAUCCCCAAUAUCAGGAAAUCUAGAGGUUAGUUGCUUUGGCGAUGAUUCGAACUCCGACACUGGUGAUUACUGGAAGCUUGUGAUUGAAGGGAGCGGGAAGACAUGGAAGCAAGGACAGAGGAUUCGGCUUCAGCACGUCGAUACCGGGGGCUACCUACAUAGUCAUAACAAGAAGUACAGCCGCACAGCCGGAGGGCAGCAGGAGGUCUGUGGAGUCCGGGAAAAGCGAGCUGACAAUGUCUGGCUGGCCGCGGAAGGUGUUUACCUCCCUGUUAUGGAGACAAAGUAGAGGUAACCGUGUAUUUAACUUUCAAGAUUAGGUUACUAGGUUUUUGAAAUAUUGAGAAAUUUUUUUAAUUUUUUUAAUUUUUUUACCGUUGAGUUGAUUAUUUAACUUAAGAAUGGUCGAUGAGGUCGUUACUUCAACAGGAUCUGUUCUAUAGGUUGUAUAAGGUUGUUCUUGAGUUUUUAUAGAACGACCAUAGCU